Molecule: messenger RNA, 1197 nt
Organism: Symbiodinium sp. CCMP2456
Lineage: Eukaryota; Dinophyceae; Suessiales; Symbiodiniaceae
Source: the annotation of a GenBank genome assembly
AUGGCUGGCCCGGACCGCAAACGGAAUGGAGGGAAGUUGCCUGAAAGUUGCACGCCUUCAGCCAUGUCUUGCGCAUCAACGGGCUCGCAGGUAGAAGAGCACUGCCAUUUAUCUCAAACGCUGGACGCAUUGUCCGACCAGGACGUCACAACGCCGCGGCGUGCAGAACCAGAGGUGGCGACCCAAGCAAAACCCGACGCAAAGCUUAUGCUGCCCGUCGGAAAACGGGGAUCAUCUGUGGCUUGGUGUGACAUUCAAGACGAGGAGACGCUCGUCGACAACAACUGGCUUCCCAGCCAUUUGGAGCCGAAACAGACAAAGGCGGCAGAGACGGCCGAAGUCAAGAACAGCUUCGGCAAAAAGCAAAAGCCGCAAAAGAAAGUUCGAGAUGUGAGCUCGCGUGUGGAAAGAGAGGCGAAGACGCCGGAUGCUGGAUAUGCCCGCCAGCAAAUGCCAGUACACCCAGCGUCACCGGCUGGGGCUGAUAGCUCUUCCCAGGUGGUGACUCUUGGAGACCUCGGCCUACAUUGUACAGCUUGGAACCAGGCGGCUCACGGGAUGCUACCGGACCUUCGGGGCCCGCCGAGCGGACCGGAGGUUCCAUGGAUGCCCGGGCAAGGAAAGGGCGCUUUGCCACCGCCCAGCGUGAUGAGCACAGCCCCGAUCGACAGCGGUCGACACCCGGUCUUGUUGCCACAAGCGGCCUUGGGCACAUCUCCAGCAGCUGCAGCCGCUGCGCUCCCGCCCCGCUUUGGCGAUGCAUCAACUCGAUUCUGUCCAGGUGCUUCACCGACAGUUCAAUUCGGCAACGCCUCGAUCAGGUUUAUACCUGCAGGCUCUCCAAUGGCAAAUCCACUUGCAGCAGCGACCCCCACCGCAUGCUACGACGCGUCGUGCAGAACACCAGUGAACACGCCCAUGGCUCCAGCAAACACACCCAUGGCUUGCCACAUGUCGUGGCCAGAUGCCAACAAACAGGCCAAGGAGACCCGCGCUCAGAAUCCUUGCCUGCCACAGUUCAACACUGGCGGAUCUAUGACCUGUCCAGGAAUGUCGCCGACAGCGACGGCAGGCCCAUGGAGUCCCGUCGCAGCACCAGCUGAUGCACUUCGCGUAUUUCUCGGCCAGAAUCAUGUAACAGGUGCCGAGCUCGCGGCUCGCCUCCAGGCAGCUGCUCCUGACAGCUAUGAGGAUUGA